UCUGGCAGCGCUGGCCAUACGUUUUCUGCGACAUCAACGGGGUUCCAUGUAAAAUUGUUAAAUCAACAUAAAUAAAGUGAUUAAUUCCACAAGUAAAUGUUAAAAAGUGCUUAUAAAUUAACAAUCCAGCAAGUUAUCAAUAAUUCAUCGCACCAAAUACCCAUGAAGUUGGAAAUAUCAAUGUUCAAGUAGCAGCAUACAUAUGUAGUAUAUAAUAUAACAUUUCUGCUUGCUCGCGUCGUCGUCGACAGAAAAUUUGUUGCAUUGGUAUUGGUGUAUCGGUUAACUAGCCAGGCAGCCCAUAACAAAUACUGCGUGUGUGAGAGAGCGAGAGAGAGAAAAGGUACUCCACUGGGCAGUGUUUGCAUUCAGUUUGUGUUUUUUCCAGUGUGUACAUACUAUGUACAUGCCAAUGUAAGAGUCGACGCAAGCUAAGGACCAUUUGAGCCUUGUAUUCUUGAGUUAUGAGUGUCGCUGCAAUGACUAUGGACGAUCAGAGACCCUUAAUGAACAAUUACGAUAAAAUGUCUACAAAAUAUGAUUCGAAUUUGCAUAUGCUCAGCAGUGGCAGUGGAGGGGGUGGCGUAGUUGCUGGGAGCAACGGUAAUGCCGCCGGUGUCGCUGCCGCUUGUAGCAACAGUGGCCCUUCUGGCCCCGCAUCGCCAACGCCAUCGGGCUCUGAGGAGCUGCCAACGUCACUUCAACAGCAACAACAACAUCAUCAUCACCACCACCAUCAUCAUCAUCAUUCGACAUCAACACAAGCGCAGCAAACACAGGAGCCACAACUACCGCAACAACAGCCUAGCAGACAUCAUCAUCACCAGCAACAACAACAACAACUGCAGCAGCACCAACAACAACAUCAAAAACAACAGCAAGAACAUGAUGUUGCUGUGGCCGACGCUGCCGUCGCCGCCGCAGCCGAACAGCGACGUCUGCUCGAAGAUGAGAUUGAAAAUCUCAAAAUGGAACAAGCUCGAUUGGGGUUACAAUGUGCUGAUGCACAGCGACGAGAAAAAAUACUCAUGCGUCGAUUGGCUAAUAAGGAACAAGAAUUUCAAGACUAUGUGAGCCAAAUUGCUGAGUACAAGGCGCAGCAGGCACCCACAGCUUUGGCUCUUCGCACUGCUCUGCUUGAUCCAGCUGUCAAUCUACUUUUUGAACGUCUCAAAAAAGAGCUUAAGGCUACCAAGGCAAAGCUAGAAGAAACACAAAAUGAGCUCUCUGCUUGGAAGUUUACGCCUGAUUCGAAUACAGGAAAACGAUUAAUGGCUAAGUGUCGGCUAUUGUACCAGGAAAAUGAAGAAUUGGGUAAAAUGACAUCAAACGGACGUCUGGCCAAAUUGGAAUCUGAAUUAGCUAUGCAAAAAAGCUUCAGUGAAGAAGUUAAGAAGUCGCAAUCAGAGCUGGAUGACUUCUUGCAAGAAUUGGAUGAAGAUGUGGAAGGUAUGCAAAGCACAAUAUUAUUUCUUCAACAAGAAUUGAAAACGACACGCGAUCGGAUUCAUACGCUUGAGAAAGAAAAUACACAACUUCGACAAACGAGCAACAGUCCAAAAGAAACCAACGAUAUUGCCACAAUGGCAGGGACUGCGGCCAUCAAUGGCCAAAGCGCAAGCAACAGCAACCAGUUUCAAACCAUUAGCAGCAAUCUGUUGCAUCCAAAUGAUGAGAAUGUUGUACAAGAGACAUCCGUGCUAGCGACCACAAGCGCUGUUAUUUACUAUAACGGCAUUAACAAUGAUAAACAAGCUACGGUCCCAGAGAUCAUAACUCUCGACGAAAGCAAUACUAGUAGAAAUGGAGCUGCCGCACGAUUGGCGCGAAAACGUAAUUACGAAGAGGAAGGUGCUCCGGCUUCGUGUGUCCAUGAGGCACCUGUAGUGCCGACAAUAAGAGAAAUAAGCACGCCACGUACUUUGCCGCCCAAGAAGUCUAAGCUUCGCGGUUUAGUUACCAGACGAAACUCACAACUUGAGGACGAACAACAAGCAUUAAAUCCUGUUACAGCGACUCCGCUUGCCAUGGACCAUAUGGUUUUGAAUGUGGUUCCAGAGGAAUCUACUUUAACUACAACAUCAGUGACAACAAAUACUGUUGAUCCAGCGACGCCUGCUCCUGAAGAUUCUCGUGAAGCCCCAACAACGACACCAGCUCGUAUUUUGACGAGACGUAGAUCGGUGCGAAUGCAACAAAACGGUACAAGUGGCAUUGAUUAUUGAGCGAGCAGUUUUUUUUUUAUAAAGCCUGCUUAUUUGUAUUUAUGACAUCAGAAGAUUAA
This is a messenger RNA of Drosophila nasuta, 2284 nucleotides long. RefSeq names its product Pre-mRNA-splicing regulator female-lethal(2)D (gene fl(2)d). The record is from RefSeq and is a predicted model, not a curated record. The coding region runs from base 465 to 2225 and encodes 586 amino acids. Lineage: Eukaryota; Metazoa; Arthropoda; Insecta; Diptera; Drosophilidae. Gene Ontology annotation, biological process: mRNA modification; regulation of alternative mRNA splicing, via spliceosome. The transcript has 4 exons. Gene Ontology annotation, cellular component: nucleus.